Molecule: messenger RNA, 1305 nt
Organism: Leptopilina boulardi
Lineage: Eukaryota; Metazoa; Arthropoda; Insecta; Hymenoptera; Figitidae
Product: poly [ADP-ribose] polymerase tankyrase-2-like
Exons: 3
Coding region: 1-1305 (434 amino acids)
Molecular function (GO): protein binding
Source: RefSeq, a predicted model, not a curated record
AUGGCAUUUUUAGCAACAUCCCAAAGCUCUAUCUCAAAUGAUGUCAUGAGGAGCUUCAAUGAAGCAGUGAAGCAGAAUGAUCUGCUUCGCAUUAACCAGCUUGCAUCAAAAGAUUGCGAAAAAUAUUUAGAAGAAAAUACAUGUUACGUAAGACCAUUAUUUAAUAGGCAAGGAAGUGAUGAGAUAAUAAAGAGAUUUCUUACGAUUGAAAUUAGUUAUCGGGGACGAUAUAGUGAAACUGCUCCGCAUUAUGCAGUAUGUUUACAACUUGAGGAAGGGACGAGGUUCCUUUUAAAUGAAGGAGAAGAUCCAAAUUGUAAAACACGAAACGAAUUGACACCAUUUCAUUAUGCCUCAUAUUUUGGAAAUGAGAAAAUAUGUAGUCUUUUAUUAGCUUUUGGAGCGGAAAGCAAUCCAAACUCCUGUUAUUCAAAUGACCCAAUGCAUUUUCUUUGUAGCGAGCGUUAUAUAUUAAACUUUGAAUCUCAUAUUAUUAAAAAUUAUCAUCGUCCAAGCAAUCCCAACGGAGGAAAUCCAUUUAUUCAAGGAAAAUUUAGUUAUAAUCCCUUUUUCCGUGUCUGUGAAACUGGCCGUUUGAGGGAGAUGUCAAUUUUCCUGGAAUAUUUACCGAUUUGCGAAAUUCCGGAAUAUAGGGGUAACACUGCUCUGCAUAUUGCGGUCAUGAACAAUAAAAUUGAUAUGAUUGAUAUACUAGUUACAAAGGGGCAUAGCAUGGAAACAAAAAAUUCCUUGGGACACAAUCCCUUAAUAUCUGCUGUGUGGAUGGAAAAACAGCCAUCCUUACAAACAAUCGAAAAACUGGUCUACCAUGGAGCUGACCUCCAUGCUGUGAGCUUUCAAGGCUGGACAGUUUUACAAAUGUUGGCCUGUUUUAAUAAACCGGAGGUAGUUCUGAAGUUAUUAGAAUUAGGUUCCGAUGAUUUGUGGAAAAUGUCUAAAUCUUCGGAAUUACAGCGAGUGUCUAAUCCUUGGUCGAGGAUUGCAGGUUUUUAUUGCGAUUAUUGCACUAAAUAUAAUGAGUUAGAUGACUAUGUUGAUAAUUAUAUAAAACCUAGUGACCAUGACAAGGCAUUAAUUUUUUUUGCUGAAUCGAUAUUAGAAGUUAUAACUCUGAAGAAAAUUAUGAUUUUUAAAGAUAGGCGUUUUUCGUAUUACGAUUUCUUGACAAGGAAUUUUUCGACUGUUAUACGAAUUAUUAGAAAUGUGAAAUUAACAAAUGAGUUAAUUUCCAUUUCAAAUAUGAGUGCAAAGUUUCCAUGCUAUGCCUACUUAAUUAGAAGAUGA